Gaeumannomyces tritici R3-111a-1 is the source of this 2003-nucleotide messenger RNA. Its product is annotated as JmjC domain-containing protein 5. The transcript is spliced from 2 exons. The record is from RefSeq and is a predicted model, not a curated record. Gene Ontology annotation, molecular function: 2-oxoglutarate-dependent dioxygenase activity. The coding region runs from base 25 to 1881 and encodes 618 amino acids. Lineage: Eukaryota; Fungi; Ascomycota; Sordariomycetes; Magnaporthales; Magnaporthaceae.
CCCAAAGUCUUAAAGCCGCGACAAAUGUCUGCAACACCUACAUCGGAGUGCAGAAGUCGACUUCUUGGUCUGUGCCUUACGGCCGCUUUGGACAUCUCGUCCGAAGCCGCCGCCGCCGCCGUAACUGCCUCUAAUAGCAGUAGCAGUAGCGGUAGCGGCGGUGACACCCGAGCUCGCCACCCCCUUGCUGGCUGCGGCGGCCCGCUCGUCAAGCUGCUGGGCCGACAAGCCUCGGUCCUCACCGGCCUCUGUCUCGGACAGGCCCGAACCGCCGCCGCCCAGCGCGAGGCCGACGUCGAGACACCGGUGGACGCAGACGGCCACCAUGACGCCGCGGCGCCUGGGUCUCCGGGCGAGGAGGAGGAAAAGGAGGAGAGCUGCCGCCGCCGGCAGCGGCGGCUCCUCCACUCGCGCCUGGACGACCUGAUCUCGCUGUCGUACGGCAGGUUCUACGCGCACGUCUUCAGCGAGCUCCCCGCCUGCUGGAGGCAGCUCUACACGGACGCGAGCAUACUCAAGUUCGCCGCCUGCCUGCUGGAGGCCCCGCCGCCGCCGGGGGGCCUGCCCGACGACCCUGCCAUCGACGCUCUGCUGGACGAGCUGGUCAAGCCCCUGGACCUCGCCCUCGUCCUCGCCGGCGGGGCGGGACACAAGCGGGGGCGCGAGUGGAUCGACCAGGCGCUCGACCUGCUCGACACCAUCUACAACAACCGGGCCGAAGACAACGACAGGGCGGCGGCGUCGCCAGACCGCACCAUCCCCACCACAGAUGACUACCCCGCGCCCCGGCCCAAGAAGCCGAGGCUGAGCGAGGAUCCCCGCUCACGCGGCGGCGGCGGCGGCGGCGGCGGCUGGGAGGGCUCGCCGUCCUUCUCAACCGCGGAGCCCUUCACCCCGCCCGUCAGGAGCCCGGUGAGGCGCGUCCCGAGGCUCUCCAUGGUGGCGUUCCAGACGUACAUGAGCAGGCCGCCGGACCCGUCCCUGGGGCCGGAGCCGCUCGUCGUCGCGGGGCUGACGGACGACUGGCCCGCCCGGACGACGCGCCCGUGGAGCAGGCCGGCCUACCUCUUGUCGCGGACGCUGAGGGGCCGGCGCCUGGUGCCCGUCGAGAUCGGCAGGAGCUACGUCGACGACGGGUGGGGCCAGAAGAUCAUGCCCUUUGCCGACUUCCUGCGCACUUAUAUCGACGCCACGGCGGCGACGACGACGGCAGAGGCGGGAGUGGGUGGGAGCGACAGUGGUGGCAGCGACGGCAGCCCGAGCUCUACAUUACCUCGUGAGCAGCAGGUCCCUGUGGCGUACCUCGCACAACACCAACUGUUUUCACAGCUACCGCGGCUCAGAGAUGACAUUCGCAUUCCAGAUUAUUGCUAUACGUCACCGCCGCCGCCACCCCCUUCCCUCCUCCACGGCCCCGAGGCGGGGCGGCCGCCGCCCGCGGAGCUGGACGAGCCGGUGCUCAACGCCUGGCUGGGCCCGCCCGGCACCAUCACGCCGCUGCACACGGACCCGUACCACAACGUGCUCGCCCAGGUCGUCGGCCGCAAGUACGUGCGCCUGUACGCGCCGCGCCACUCGCCCCGCAUGGCCGCCCGCGGCACCGAGGCCGGCGUGGACAUGGGCAACACGAGCGCCUUCGAUGUCGGCGCCCUCGAGGGCUGGGACGACGCCCCCGCCGGGGAGGAGGAGAAGGAGGAGGAGGAAGGCGACAACGCCGGCCAGGCAGGUCGAGAUGCGGCCGCGGCCGCGGCCGCCUUCCGCGAAAUACCCUUUGUGGACUGCAUUCUCGAGCCCGGCGACUCGCUCUACAUACCCGCGGGCUGGUGGCACUACGUACGCGGCUUGAGCGUCAGCUUCAGCGUGAGCUUUUGGUGGAACUGAAACCAGCGCCGGCCAAGGCAUGAGCACGCGUCGACCAAGGCAAAUCGUCACUUCUAGAAGAGGUGAUUCAUCGUAGAUGUUCAAAUAAUACCCAGUAUUACGCAUAUGGAUAUGUCGUGGUA